Molecule: messenger RNA, 2668 nt
Organism: Mesitornis unicolor (brown roatelo)
Lineage: Eukaryota; Metazoa; Chordata; Aves; Mesitornithiformes; Mesitornithidae
Product: kinesin-like protein KIF1B
Exons: 22
Source: RefSeq, a predicted model, not a curated record
CUGAUGAAGAAGCCCCAGAUUAUGGAUCCGGUAUCCGACAGUCUGGCACAGCUAAAAUUUCCUUCGACAAUGAAUAUUUUGAUAAGAGUGAUUUUUCUUCAGUUGCAAUGACUCGGUCUGGACUGUCAUUGGAAGAAUUAAGAAUUGUGGAAGGGCAAGGCCAGAAUUCAGAGGUUGCCACUCCUCCAGAGGAGAUCAACAGAAUGAAUGAGCUUGACUUGAAGUCAGCCACUUUGGAUGGAAAAAUGACUAUGGAAGGAUUCACUGAGGAAAUUGGUGGUCACUUGAAGCUGGGUAGCGUAUUUACCUUCCGUGUGACAGUGCUACAGGCCAGCGGCAUCCUUCCUGAAUAUGCAGAUAUUUUCUGCCAGUUCAACUUUUUACAUCGACAUGAUGAAGCUUUCUCAACAGAACCUCUCAAAAACAAUGGUCGAGGGACUCCUCUUGGGUUUUACCAUGUUCAGAAUAUUGCUGUGGAAGUGACAGAAUCAUUUGUGGAGUACAUCAAAACGAAGCCUAUUGUGUUUGAAGUCUUUGGACAUUAUCAGCAGCAUCCUCUCCAUCUGCAAGGGCAGGAUCUCAACAGCCCUCCACAGCCUUCCCGAAGAUUCUUUCCUCCUCCUAUGCCACUCUCAAAGCCAGUGCCAGCUAUGAAGCUGAACACUAUGAGCAAACCCAGCUUGGGCCAGAGUGUGAGCAAAUACGACCUCCUUGUGUGGUUUGAGAUCAGCGAGUUGGAGCCAACAGGGGAGUAUAUUCCUGCUAUUGUGGACCACACUGGAGGCCUGCCCUGUUGUUUUGUUUUUGAACUCUACCAGGGAAUCCAGCGUAGAAUCACAGUCACCAUUAUCCACGAGAAGGGCAGCGAGUUGCACUGGAAAGAUGUGCGAGAGUUGGUUGUUGGACGUAUAAGAAAUAAAGCAGAGGUAGAUGAAGCUGCUGUGGAUGCUGUUCUGUCUUUGAAUAUUAUCUCUGCGAAAUAUCUGAAGUCCUCUCACAGCUCCAGUAGGACUUUCUAUCGGUUUGAAGCAGUCUGGGAUAGCUCCUUGCAUAACUCCCUUCUACUCAAUCGAGUGACACCGUAUGGAGAGAAGAUAUAUAUGACCCUUUCUGCUUACCUGGAGCUUGACCACUGCAUCCAGCCUGCCGUUAUAACAAAGGAUGUUUGUAUGGUCUUUUACUCACGAGAUGCCAAGAUCUCCCCACCACGCUCACUACGCAGUCUCUUUGGCAGUGGCUACUCCAAAUCUCCAGAUUCCAAUCGAGUAACUGGGAUCUAUGAACUAAGUUUAUGCAAAAUGGCAGACACAGGAAGUCCAGGAAUGCGGAGGAGGAGGAGAAAAGUCCUGGAUACAUCUGUGGCAUAUGUGCGAGGAGAGGAGAACCUGGCAGGUUGGAGGCCCAGGGGUGACAGCCUCAUUCUAGAGCAUCAGUGGGAACUGAAGAAACUGGAGCUGCUGCAUGAGGUGGAAAAAACUCGUCACUUCCUUCUUCUUCGUGAAAAGCUUGGUGACAGCAUCCCCAAGUCCCUGAGUGAUUCAUUGUCUCCCAGUAUGAGCAGUGGAACCCUCAGUACCUCCACCAGCAUUUCCUCACAGAUUUCGACUACAACAUUUGAGAGUGCUGUGACGCCCAGUGAGAGCAGUGGCUAUGACUCGGCAGAUAUAGAGAGCCUGGUGGAUCGGGAGAAAGAGCUGGCUACCAAGUGUCUGCAGCUUCUUACUCAUACUUUCAAUCGGGAAUUUAACCAGGUGCACAACAGCAUCAGUGAUUGUAAGUUAUCGGAUAUUUCUCCAAUUGGGCGGGACCCAUCAGUGUCGAGUUUCAGCAGUGCUACCCUCACACCUUCAUCUACCUGCCCUUCUCUGGUGGAUUCAAGAUGCAAUUCCAUUGAUCAGAAGACACCAGAAGCAAAUUCUCGUGCCUCCAGUCCCUGUCAUGAGGUGGAACAGUUCCAGCUGAUUCCUGCAGUAGAAACUUCCUACCUUGCCAGAGCUGGAAAAAAUGAAUUCCUAAACCUUGUUCCUGAUAUUGAGGAAAUCAGACCAGGCUCUGUGGUCUCAAAGAAGGGAUACCUCCACUUCAAGGAGCCACUCUCCAGCUCCUGGGCCAAGCACUUUGUGGUGGUUCGCCGUCCCUAUGUUUUUAUUUACAACAGUGACAAAGAUCCUGUAGAAAGAGGAAUCAUAAACUUAUCCACAGCUCAGGUGGAAUACAGUGAGGAUCAACAGGCAAUGGUAAAGACACCCAACACAUUUGGCGUGUGCACAAAGCAUCGUGGGGUCCUGCUCCAGGCCAUCAACGACAAAGACAUGAAUGACUGGUUAUAUGCCUUCAAUCCACUUCUUGCUGGCACAAUACGGUCAAAACUGGCUCGAAGACACACGGGCCAGCUGAAGUACUGAGUCCAUGUAAUGUUCUCAUCUGUUCUCCCUAACUCACCUUCUGAUAGAUAGUGUUACCUCUCAUUUUCUCUUUGUGAUUCUUGACAGUUUCUCUUGUAUGUAAUCCUGUGGCUUAACAUCCCCUACCUUCCCAACUCCUUCAGCACAUUUUCUGAGUAUUCUAACCCUACAUUGUUUCUUUUCACUUGUGUUGAGAAUCCUACUAGUAGCAUGUGGCUAAAAAAUAAAAAAUUGAGUGCACGACUCUAAAAAGAAAAAAAAAA